UCAGGCGCGCUCCCGGGGGGGCGGCGGCGCGCACGGGCGGGGGCUGCGCUCUGCCCCGCGUUCACUUCGACCUCCGCCGGUGUCGCCGCUGUCCCCGCCGUCGGGAUGAAAACGGAGGAGGCUCCGACGUGUCUGCAGCCGGGAACGGCGCUGCGGGGCUUCGGCGCGGACCCCCCCAUGCCCCCGUUCUGUGCCGGCUGUGAGCGCCCCAUCUCGGACCGUUUCCUGCUCCGCGUCAAUGAGCGCUCGUGGCACGAGGGCUGCCUGAAGUGCAGCGCCUGCCUGCAGCCCCUGGCCGGGAGCUGCUACUGCCGGGAGAGGCAGCUGUACUGCAAGCACGACUACGAGAAGCUCUUCCAGACCAAGUGCAGCAGCUGCCUGAAGGCCAUCGCUCCCUCCGAGCUCAUCAUGAGGGUGCUGGAGAACGUCUACCACGUCCACUGCUUCUACUGCUGCGAGUGCGAGCGGCGUCUGCAGCGGGGCGAUGAGUUUGUGCUCAAGGAGGGGCAGCUGCUGUGCCGCAGUGACUACGAGAAGGAGAAGGAGAUGCUGAGUGCCAUCAGCCCCGCACCCACCGAGUCCGUGAAAAGCGAGGAUGAGGACGGUGGCCACUCACAUGGCAAAGGCAGCGAGGACAGCAAAGACCACAAACGCUCCAAGCGCCCGCGCACCAUCCUCACCACGCAGCAGAGGAGAGCAUUCAAGGCUUCCUUCGAGGUCUCCUCCAAGCCCUGCAGGAAGGUGAGGGAGACCCUGGCGGCGGAGACGGGGCUGACGGUGCGGGUGGUGCAGGUGUGGUUCCAGAACCAAAGAGCAAAGAUGAAGAAGAUCGCUCGCAGGCAGCAGCAGCAGCAGCAGCAGCAACAGGAACAGGAGCAGAUGGGCAACCCCCGCUUGGGGUCCGGGAGGGGGACCGGGCGCAGCAGCAGGCAGAGCAACGACGACAGCGAAGAUGGUGCGAGCGUUCACGGCCUGGAUGGGCUGAUGGUCCCUUACCCCCGGCUCCCCCAGCAGCAGCUGCUGCCCCUGGACCAGAACGGCUACAGCACGGACCUCUACAGGCAGGGCCUCACCCCACCACAGCUGCCCGGAGACCACCUGCACCCCUACGAUUCAGAAGGAGUUUUCCACGACAUGGACAGCGACAGCAUCAGCCACCUGGGGGACUGCCUGCUGUCGACAGCCGAAGCCAACCUCCUGCAAGCCCGCGUGGGCAACCCCAUUGACCGACUGUACUCCAUGCAGAGCUCCUACUUCACCUCCUGACCUUCAAACAGCUCUCCACCAGUAUCCACCAGUAUCUUGGACGGAUGCUGCUCUGGGAUCAGACAUGAGACAUUCCUCGAGUGCUGCACAAUGGAGGAGGCAGCAGAUCCGCCCCACACAGAAGCACUAUUCCGCAGCCCGAAGGACUUGGGGUUGCCUCUCUCCUUACUUUCUAGCCACCUAGAUGGACGGUAUGAUGUUAUUUAGCUGUUCCUUUAGCAGUUUGUCCAGUGUUGAAGCUGUUUGAGCACCAUGUCCUUCCAACACAGACUGGCCAAGCCAAGCAGAGCGGCCCCAAGCAGCAGCACAGGCUCUUCCCACACGAACUCUUGUUUAUUCAAGUCCUGCUGCGCUGCUUUGCCUCAUUCCUCAGCCCAGAUGCUUCAUGGGGCAAGGUUAAUUUUCAACAAGGUCCCGAGGCAUCUCCAAGGGACGCCUCUCUGCUCCAGGCCCUCUCUUUGUGGCCAUCGCUUGGUCGGCACAGUGCAGUUUUCCAACGCUUGACAUUUCAGAAAGGCUUCUGAACGAAACAGCUGUGGUCGGUGCCUGCCUCCAGAAAUGAGAGCAUCUCUGCUCCACCGUGUCCGGGGAUGCCAAGAGGAAUGUGGCACAACCACAGCGAGUUCCCUAUUGCUGUUACAUCUAUCUUUCUUUCUUUCUUUCUUUCUUUCUUUCUUUCUUUCUUUCUUUCUUUCUUUCUUUCUUUCCUUUCUUUCUUUCUUUCUUUCUUUCUUUCUUUCUUUCCUUUCUUUCUUUCCUUUCUUUCUUUCUUUCUUCCUUUCUUUCUUUCUUCCUUUCUUUCUUUCUUCCCUUCUUCCUUUCUUUCCUUCUUCCUUUCUUUCUUUCUUUCUCUCUCUCUCUCUCUCUCUCUCUCUUAAGGGGCAGUUUUACACUGUUUAUGGUCAGAACACAGAAUCACAGCUGCCAGCCAUGCUCCUUUCUGCUUUCUCUUUUUCUUUCUUUUCCAUUUUAAAACAGCAAAGUGAAGAGGUUUUGAUAGAAAAAUGUUCCUGCUGGAAAGACUGGUCUCUAUAGCUGUGUCCACAGCAGGUUUUUUGGCAACCCUGCCCACGGGCAGGUGACUUUUGAGGUUCUGUCCAACCCAAAUCAUUCCCUCGUUCUAUGAUCUUUAAGGUCCCCUCCAACCCAACCCAUUCCAUGGCUCUGUGAUCUUUAAGGACCCUUCCAACCCAACCAUUCAAUGAUUCUGUGAUCUUUAAGGUCCUUUCCCAACCAACCCAUUUUAUGGUUCCAUGAUCUGUAAGAUCCCCUCCAACCCAACCAUUCCCUGGUUCCAUGAUCUCAGAGGUCCCUUCUCACCCAACCAUUCCAUCCUACUAUGAUUCGAUCAUUUCCCACCCUGACUCCUCUUCCACGCAUCCCAGCACCUCGCUUCCCUCCAAUGCGUGAUGGGAGAAAUAAACUGGAUGGCAUUACCUCCUCA
This is a messenger RNA of Gallus gallus (chicken), 2710 nucleotides long. Its product is annotated as LIM homeobox transcription factor 1-alpha-like. The transcript is spliced from 9 exons. The record is from RefSeq and is a predicted model, not a curated record. Gene Ontology annotation, molecular function: DNA-binding transcription factor activity, RNA polymerase II-specific; RNA polymerase II transcription regulatory region sequence-specific DNA binding. The coding region runs from base 106 to 1266 and encodes 386 amino acids. NCBI's taxonomy places the organism in Eukaryota, Metazoa, Chordata, Aves, Galliformes, Phasianidae. Gene Ontology annotation, biological process: regulation of transcription by RNA polymerase II; neuron differentiation. Gene Ontology annotation, cellular component: nucleus.